Didymodactylos carnosus is the source of this 1446-nucleotide messenger RNA. The record is from the annotation of a GenBank genome assembly. Lineage: Eukaryota; Metazoa; Rotifera; Eurotatoria; Philodinida; Philodinidae.
UCAAAUAAUAUUAAUGAAAAUAUUUUAUUUAAAACAUUUAGUCAAUUUAAAUAUUUAGAAGAACUUUAUCUUGAUAAUAAUAAAUUAAAAUUUGUACCAUUUUUAUCAGAUAUGAUAUCAUUACGUUUAAUUAGUUUAAAUAAUAAUUUAUUUUCAACAAUUCCAUUAUGUUCAACAUCAUUAGAAAUACUUAAUUUAAAUAAUAAUUAUAUUAGACAAUUUUAUUCUAAAUAUUGUUUAUUUAUAGUCAAUAUUAUUGAAUUAAAUUUAGAAAAUAAUGAUAUUAAACAAAUACCAAUUGAAAUUGAAAAAUGUAAAAGAUUAAAAUAUUUAAAUUUAUCUAAUAAUCCAUUAAUGAAAUAUUCUGAAUCACUCUUCUAUAUUCGUACAUUAAAUAAAUUAUAUUUAAAUAUUUGUGAUAUUAAAUAUUUACCAUCCAUUGAUCUAUUUUCAAAAUAUCAUUCAAAAACAUUAACAUAUUUAGAUUUAUCAGAAAAUAAAUUAUGUUCAAAUUUAGAACAAUUAACUAUUUUAACAUCAUUAACAAUAUUAAAUUUAAAUAAUAAUAAAUUAUAUGAAUUACAUGAUCAUUUUCAAUAUAUGACAUGUUUAGAAAUAUUAAAUUUAAAUAAUAAUAAAUUAAAACAUGUACCUGAAUGUUUAACAAGAAUGUCACAUAAUACAAAGAAAAAUAUAAAUGAAUCAUUACGUGAAUUACAUUUAAAUGGAAAUCAAUUAACAAGUUUACCCGAUGAUAUAAUGCAUUUAAUAUUAUUAUCAUUAUUAGAUAUAUCAAAUAAUUCAUUUAGAUUAUUUCCAGAACAAAUAGUUUUUCUUGAUCACUUAACAUGUCUGUUUUAUGAUCAAUUGAAUGGUAUACGUAUCAGUGAUUUACCACAAGAAUUUACAAAUUUUAAAUAUUUAAAAAAAUGUAUAUUUUCUAAUAAUCAAUUUAGUGAAAUUCCAUUAUGUAUAUUUAAAUUAAAAUGUUUAGAAUAUAUUGAUUUUAGUUAUAAUUAUUUAGAUGGAUUACAAACGGAAUAUUUAUCAAAUUUAGAAAAUUUAAAAGUUAUUAAUUUAAAAGGAAAUUGUUUUAAAAAAUUUCCUAGUACAUUAUUUAAUUUUAAAUGGUUACAUACAGUUGAUUUAAGUGAAAAUGUUUAUUGUUUGGCUCCACCUAAUGAUUUAAAUGAAAUAAUACUUCGCAAUCAUGAACAUAAUAUUGAUGAGAAAAAUCAAUGUGUUGAAGUUGUAGCACAAGAUGGACGAUUAGCAGCACCAGCGAGAUUAUUUGCGAUAAUAAAUGAUAAAAGAGAAGAAAUUGGCCAAACGGAAUUUGAAUUUUGGAAUUUGGCCAUAACACGUUUUGGUCAAAGUCCAACGGAAACUGGCCAGAAAUGUGCAUUCUUUUUUCAAAAUGUACAUACACUUUUGAUUACACAAUAA